This is a messenger RNA of Nelumbo nucifera (sacred lotus), 3545 nucleotides long. Its product is annotated as BEL1-like homeodomain protein 6. Gene Ontology annotation, molecular function: DNA binding. Gene Ontology annotation, biological process: regulation of DNA-templated transcription. Lineage: Eukaryota; Viridiplantae; Streptophyta; Magnoliopsida; Proteales; Nelumbonaceae. The record is from RefSeq and is a predicted model, not a curated record.
GGUAUUAAACAAUUAUAUGGUGGCAGUGCAGAUCUUCCCAUGGUUGGGGAUGAGAGGGACAGACAGAGAGGUAGAGAGGUUGAAGAAGAGAGAAGCGACAGAUAGAUGGGUUUAAGAGAGGUUUAGGUCUACCAACUGGUGGUUAGGGAUUGAACACAUCAACUACAACAAUGGGUAAGAGGGAGAAAAAGUGUUGAUUUGUGGGUGUUUGGUUUCUGAGAGAAAUUUUUAUUGUAAGGGGAGAGUGUGGCAUGUCUCACGUGGAAAAGAUCGAAUGGUGGAUGGAGAAUAUAUGAAUUUAGAAAAGGGAGAUUAAAGAGAGAGAACAUCAACUUGUAGUUUUUGAAAGGAAACAUGUUGUCUGUUCUUUGGAAUUCUGUGUUUUAUCUUUCAAAUUGUGGUUUUUUAAUUGUUAUAUUUGUUCGAUGAAAAGGGUUUGUUGUUUUGAAUCUCGGGAUUGCGUUGUCUCCAAUUUGGUGUUGUUUUGAGCUUUGCUGCUCCCCACGACAGACACAUCCGUCUCGGGUUUUCAGGUCCUGGUGCAAUAAUUUCUUCACAAGAGCAGGUUGGUGAUGGUCUAUCCUUCAUCGUCAGUUACUUGACUCGGAGGUUCCCGGCGUUGAGGAAGAAGAAAGAUGGCUACUUAUUUCCCCAGUUCGAGCAACCAAAGAGAAGUUAUGCCGACCUUAUACUCUGUGCCUACUUCAUUUCCUGAUGCACCGGUUCUUCCUGGCAACAUGAUGUGUCUGAACUAUGCUUCUUCUGCUAGGUCCUACACAGAUGCCUUGGCUGGAAAUUCUCAGCCACAGCAAAAUUGUGUUGAACUCUCAUCUGUGGGAACUUCUGAGUCCACCCUAUUACAACAAGGAAUUCUAUCAAACUUUUUGGGUUCUCAUUUUGGGGAACAAAACUGUGGUCUAUGGAGGGAUGGGAGGAAUGAGAUGUCAAUCGUACAGCCAUCGGGUGGUCCAACAAACGUACAGCCACUUGGUGAACAGUUAAACAGUGGGGCAGAUGAUCUGGUUCGUAGCUCUGUUGGUGAAGAUUCUCAGAUGGGUCUAGGAACGCAGCUAGGCAUUUUACAGGGUGGACAGAACUUAAAGGGACAGGGAUUAUCCCUCAGCCUUGGGUCACAGAUUCCAUGCGCCAAUCCUAUGCCUUCUUUCCAGUACAGGCAUCCUAACCAGGGUCUCUGUUCAUUCUUGAGCUCUCAUCAGUCAAUAUCAGGUGAUGGUGGCAGAGGGGCCAGCUCGUGUAGAGAUGAGGAGAGCUCUCAAAGCAAACAAUCAAGAAAUGCUGAAUACUUACAACCUGAUUUUCUUGGGGGCAAUCAUGAUGCUAUGAAGAGAGAAGGAUUGAACAACUUUCAAUGCUCAAUGGGCCCCAAACUAAUCCAUUCUGAUCCGUAUCCUUAUGGAAUGUCAGGUCUUCCAAGCACCAUUCCCAACUCCAAAUACCUCAAGGCAGCACAGCAACUGCUUGAUGAAGUUGUUAACGUCCGUAGUGUUCUGAAACAGUCAGAUUCCAACAAACAGCAAAACUUGGGUUUAAAGGGAUCCAAAGAUACUUAUGAGGAACAAAAGGGCGGCACUUCAUUACCUUCCACAGAUGGGAUGCCUUCAAAUCCUCAAGAAUCAUCUACCAAUUCUGCUGAGAUUUCACCUGCUGAAAGACAGGAUUUGCAGAACAAAAUGACAAAGCUUUUGGCUAUGUUGGAUGAGGUUGAUAGAAGAUACAAACAGUACCAUCAUCAGAUGCAGAUUGUGGUAUCAUCUUUUGAUGUGAUUGCGGGGUCUGGGGCUGCUAAACCAUAUACAGCACUUGCCCUCCAAACAAUUUCCCGCCACUUCCGCUGCUUGCGUGAUGCAAUCAGUGGCCAGAUUCAUGCAAUCCGUACAAGCCUUGGAGAACAAGAUAGCAAGGGGGUUGGAAUAUCACGCCUCCGCUAUGUAGACCAGCAGCUCAGGCAACAGAGGGCUCUUCAGCAGUUUGGCAUGAUGCAGCAACAUGCUUGGAGGCCACAGAGGGGCUUACCUGAAAGCUCUGUUUCUAUCCUUCGGGCAUGGCUGUUUGAGCAUUUUCUUCAUCCGUACCCCAAGGAUGCUGAAAAAAUCAUGCUAGCUAGGCAGACAGGCCUGACCAGAAGCCAGGUCUCAAACUGGUUUAUAAAUGCCCGAGUACGACUAUGGAAGCCCAUGGUUGAGGAGAUGUACAAAGAAGAAAUUGGUAACACUGAGAUGGACUCAAAUUCUUCAUCUGAAAAUGCAUCCAAGGCAGUGAAGGAUGAUAAUAAGGUCUCUGAAGAUAGGGGGGAAGAUUUGCAGCAAAGUGUGAAGUCCACAUCUACUGAGGAUUGCCAUACUGGACAAAUCCAAGAUUCAAAGUCUGACGUUUUCCCUGAUAUAGAAAUGUCUGGAUCUGCAGCAGGUGCAGGCCUUCAGGAUGGUGCUUGCGAGAGGGAUGGUACUGACCACGGGGUAAUGAAGUUGGGUGGAGAACCAAGAUCCAGUAUAGAUGAUUGUAGCAGUCUUUUCCAGGAUACACUAGUUCAGUCUGAUAGGAAUGGUGGUGGGAGAUUUAUGGCAGCAGCUGCUGCUUACCAGAUGGCAGAGUUGGGGAGAUUUGGGAGUGGCAGUGGAGUGUCACUCACAUUAGGAUUACAGCACUGUGAUGGUGGCUUACGCAUGUCUGGCAGGUCACCUCACAAUUUUAUCGCCAUAGGAGGGGAUGAGAUGUACAGUGCAACAACUUCUUCUGUGGGGACUGACAUAGCAGAUUACAAUUGCAUGGAUCCUGGGAACCAAAAAGAAAGAUUUAGUUCCUCCCGUCUAUUGCAUGAUUUUGUUGCCUAAGCUUUCCUUGCAUUCUAUGUAGGUAGGUGGAAAUUGUAAUCUUCUUGAGGAAGGGGAAAGAAGAAGACAAAUGAGAGAAAAGAAUAACAAUAGCUGGAAGCUGGUAUCAUCAAUCUUGAUUAAAAAAGAAGCGAUUACGUAAUGUGUGAACAUUCAUUCAUAUGGCAAACACAGCUGUAGUAUAUAUAACAAGAGACUGGUGGAAAAGUAGCAUAUCUGUGAAGGUUCAUAACAUAAUUUUUGUGGAACCCAUUCAAGGAUGUAUCUUGUACACUUAUUUUAGAUUGGUCUUCUAGAGGAGAUCAUCACAUCCAAUGUUAAAUAUUGUGACAAGGAUCAUAAUUGGUUUUUAUUUUUCUUGGUUCCAAAUCCAAUAGUUGCCUUCAUGCUCGUAGGAAUAGGGGAUGUUGAAAUGGUUCAAGAUUGAAAGAUCCAAGACAAGCUUUAUGGGUGGUUCAGGGCUCAGAGUUGUCAUAGCCGCAUCAUCUUGUUCUUGUGCUGAACUAUAUAUAAUAUGGGAGCUCACUGCUCAAUGUAUUGGGGCCACUAUUCUGCCCAUUGCUUAUGUUAUUUAUAAUGUCUCUAGUGGCAUCAAGUAGCAGAAUGGCUGUGGUAUGUACCAUACUGUACUUUGUAAUACAGAAAGGUCUGUGAUAAAAAUAAAACUAUGGCACAAGUAUUUCUUCAGUCUGC